AUGAGAUGGGUGGUCCAGAGGAGAUGUAAUAGCAGUGACAACAAGAGCCUGGAUAGGAAGAUUCUGGAUGAGAAGAAACUUCCGUCGUCGGAGAUUGGGAAAGAGCCAGCUUCGACUGAUGUACCACACCACCACCACUCGAACAAGAGUCUGUACGACCGUCUACCGCACCUACAUCGCCCUACAAAGGAGGAACUCCUGUCUGCUGCGACAGGCUUCUGGCAUCGCUUACAGAUCCGCUUCAAAUGGUUCUCCAUCCGUAGCGUACGACCCUUCAACCUCGAGGAGAUCUUCGCUUUCGCGAGUUGGAUCUUCUGGGGCCAUGUUCUAUGGUUUGUCAUUGGAACUACGACGUUCAUCAGUCUGGUCAUCCUGGCCGCCAAUACCGUUUUGGCGCAAGAGACGCUUGCUGGAUGGGUUGGCAAUUACUUGACGAGAAGUACUGGGCUCAAAGUCAUAUUCGAGAGUGCGAUUGUGCCCAGAUGGGGCGAUGGAGUGAUCCGCUUGAACAAGGUCUUUGUGAGUCGACGGCCUGCUACGAAUAAGAAGGAGAGAUCCGUCUCCAAGGGAUCUUCGACGACUGCGGCUGCGGCGGCUGAAGCGCAUGCGCUUGCCGAGAAAGAGAAGCAGCAAUCUGGACAAUUCCUCAUGGAUUCGAGCGCGGAGCAGGAGGAUGAUGGCAACUAUACCCAGUUCGACGUUACCAUUGAGAAUGUGGAAGUCACACUGUCUUUCACCAAAUGGUUCAAUGGCAAGGGUCUCUUGAGGGAUGUCGCCAUCCGCGGAGUUCGUGGUGUGCUGGAUCGAACCUCUGUUCAACCACGCGACGAGAGCAUCGAUCCCAAAAGCUACCGACACGAACAUAACACGGGAGAUUUUGAAAUGGAUAGCUUCAAGAUGGAGGAUGUCCUCUUGACUGUCUACCAACCGAAUAACUUCCGGCCAUUCCAGGUCAGCGUUUACAACUGUGAAUUGCCCAGGCUACGGAAGCAAUGGCUCUUCUAUGAUUUCCUGUGUGCAAACACAGCACAUGGCAGCUUCGACAACUCAUUGUUCACGAUCCAUCAUAGACAGGUGCAUGGUACGACGGGAGUUGCGCUCGUCGACGGCCACGAAGAGGAAGCCUCGCAGUGGAAGAAGCACAGUCGAUUACGGAUCGAUGAUCUGAAGAUCGACCAUCUCAACCGAGGCGUUGAGGGUCCUUUCUCCUGGAUACACGAGGGGAACGUCGACAUCGUAGCAGAUAUCAUGAUUCCGAAUGACGCGGAUGGUAGUAUCGCGAAGGUGAUGAGCGACUUCUACGAUCGCAUGGAGGCUACUGUUAUAAGUCAGGCACACGUUGUACGCCAUCAGACCAGCGGGGAUAUUAUUAACAACGACCAGCAGUCGCUAUCUGAUACACAUGAACAACAGCAGCAGCAGCAGCAGCACCAAAUCCAACCGCAAGGACCAUCCCGAGAAGAAGACACCCGCUUCCUGGUCUUCGACAUACAAAUCCACCUGAACGACGUCCGGGCCUCCGUCCCACUCUUCACCAAGGACCUAUCCUACGUGAACAAUGCCGUCGUCCGUCCGAUAGUAGCCUACAUCAAUUCUCACGCGCACGGAAACAAAAACUACAUUCCCAUCAGCUGUCGCAUCGUCAAGCGACUCGGUGAAUUCGAUGGCUCAUGGACGGUCUUCGAUUCCGGCUUGUUGGACGAUCUCUCGAGGGAGACGUACGACGCCUUCGUGAGGGAUAUCAUGGAUCGCAAAUCACGGCAGAGGAGGAUGAAGAAGGUGGGACUCUGGGCUGCCAGUGUCGCUGCUCAGGCGCUUUUUAUUGGGUUGGCGGGUCAGCUUGCCUGA
Messenger RNA from Lecanosticta acicola, 1848 nucleotides. The record is from the annotation of a GenBank genome assembly. Lineage: Eukaryota; Fungi; Ascomycota; Dothideomycetes; Mycosphaerellales; Mycosphaerellaceae.